GAGAAAACGGCAGUGGGGAUAGAUCCAGCUGGCAGCCACAGCUGGGGACAAGAACAUUAGUUUCGCCACUUUCCCAAAUUGCAUGCUUAUUCAGCAUCUUUCUGUGUAUGGGCAGAUUCCAGGGCCCACAGGUACAUCUGGUCCACCAGAGUAACUACUUAAGGAAUUGGUUCUAGUUGACGCAUCAUCCUCCAAAAGUUGGGUUAGCUCAAGGAAACCUGUCCCACUCCAGAAAUCUAUGUCAAGACCAAGUGUUUGGAAGCCCAGAGCUCAGGACAGCGAACUGCACCGUGUCCCCACAUCCUUGUUCUGCAUCUCCGCACUCUGUCCAUCUGAACAGGCCAGAGAUGCAGUCCUCCUGAGAUGCAGUCCUCCUGACAUGCUAUGCUUGCUUCUGUUCCGCACAGCCUUGGAGACUUGGCUUAGCUUCACUCCUUUCCCCCUGCCCAUCUCUGAGCUCCUAGAGAGCUGCCUGGUCUUGUGGCCCCUGCUCCCAGUGGAGUGUCAUAGGUGUCCAGUAACUGUUUAUCAAAUCAAUGAAUGGAUGGAAAAAAAAGAUGAGGUUGAAAUUGCCUAAUGAAUUUCAGAACAGAAAGCCCAUUCUUUUUUUAAAAAAACAAAACUUAUUUUUUAUUUGUUUUUUUUUCAUUUUAUCUCUGAUUGUUUAGCAAGCUAUGUUUUUGGGUUUUUUUGGUUUGUUUAUUUUUUGUUUUGUUUUAAGACCAGGUCUUACUAUACUGCUCAAGCUGGUCUUGAACUCCUGUGAUCUCUUGCCUCAGCCUCCUGAUCAGACUGUGAGCUCUUGGAAGUCAGAAACUACAUUUCGCUUGUGUCAGUAAACAGAGAUUAGCAAAGAGCUUUGCACACAGUGGGUGCUGAAAUAGUGACUGACCGAAUGAAUUUCAAAUUGAGGUGAGAACAAUGCACAGGCAGCCACACACGUUUUUCUGUUUCCUCAAUAUUUUUUGUUCAUGGGAAGCCAGGUGAAAAAUCCAUUUCUUGUUGUUGGUUUUUAAUGUGCCUGAAUGUUUCUGCAGGCCCGCUUGGCCGUGUGCUCCAGCAAGCAGGCUCCCAUUGCAUUAGCUGAGGUUCUGAAAGGGCCCUGGGAAAAAGCACAGCUGCCACGGCUCCCUGAUUGUACUUGGUCCUCAUAAAACCGGGACUGUGAUGGCAUUAGCAGUUCUCUGAAGGGGGACAGUCGUAGUGUUUUGUGUGCUGUACAGCCCAACAAGGCAUCUGGGCAGGUGAGGGGUACAGGAGAGUUCACUGAGGCUGCCCAGCUGAGCUGCACCUCUAACCUCAUUAACUUCUCCCAUGAGUGGGUUAGAUUGACCCUCAGUAACAACUAGGUUCUCCUGCACAGUGAAAAGAAUCCCCCCAUCAUUGUCCUACCUCCAGAGGAAAUGGGUUCACACGAGCAAAGAGGAGGUUCUCAGUUAGGACUAAGAGGGAAGCCUGAGUGUUUUAGUAAUUCUUUUCUCCUUUAGAGUGGGACUGUGUUUAUCAAAGAAGAGAAAUACAUCCUCUGUGUUGCACAUGUGUUGGGAGCCGCGUCUGUGAUAGCUCGCCUUGCGCGGCGGACGUGCGGCCUGUGGUAAAGAGCAAAGCCUGAGGUAGAUUACCCCUCCCAUCGAAUAUGUUAGUUUCCUGCUUACCGCGUAAACAACCCGCUCAACAAUAUAGUCUGCCUGGCAACUGAUGAUGUUAGCCAAUCAGCUUGCCUUGCUUACUUUAACAUGAUUGGACACUGUACCCGUAUAUAUACCGGUGCCACCCCUGGGCGGAAGAAGAAGCCAGGUAGAAGCCCAAAAGUAAAAGCCCAAAAGGAGCCGCGGAGAGCGGACCGGUAGAGGCUUUGGGGCAGACUGAAGCACAAAAGGAGCCGCGGGGAGCGGACCAGAGGAGGCUUCAGCUGGGAGAACCCAGGGCAGGCUGUACGGAGAAGGAAAAUAAAAAGAAAAGGUUGUCCACUACCAGACUUUGUCGUGUGUCCUUCCUGCCGGCCGGGAGCGGACAUCGACAUUUGGAGGCCCGCCCGGGGACUGAUCACCCCCGAGACGUGGAAGUGGACAACGCUCCAGUACAGAGCUGCGAGACAGGUGAGUUGGGGAUAAGCCUGGGCUCUGGGUGGCGCGCACCUACAGGGCUUUUAGACUCCCCUCAGGCUCACGCGUAAGUGGCGGAUUCCUUGGGCCUCACGCGGUGAGUAACAUAUUAAAAGAUGGGAAACAUGUUAGGUAGCAACACUAAGAGCGAGGGUGGUUGUGGAGAAAGCUCUCAAGAGCUUACAAAAGUACGCAGGGUAUCUGAGCAGGCCCAGUCAGGGAGCUCCCGAGAGGGGUCCGUCAAGGGGAACAAGGAUGCUAAGGAGGAGGACGGGGCUCUAGCCUCGGAGUCGUCUGACUCCGAGGACGAGGGAAAGUUGAAUGGCAAGGAGGCCAAAGAGACCAGCUGUCAGGAGCCUAAAUCGCUCAAUAAGGAGUCGCAGGGUUCUUUUCCAGCGUUGCCCCGCGAAUUGCGCUCUGCUCAACCUGGUCUGCGGAGGAGUAGAGAGCUCCUGAGCGCUCCCCGGCGCGAGAGGGAGGCGAUCCCUCGCCACGAGGCGGCCGCCUGGGAGCUCCCUCCCCUUUCGCCAGAACAGGAAGUGAUGCACGGGCCCCCAUUUUCCGCCCAAUCACGGCCGCCGUCUUAUGCUCCGCCGCCGGCGGGUCGGUAUUUUUACAGGCGGCUUUGGCAGGGGGGACGCUUGUCUCAUGAGGUACAUCCACCUGGGAUAGAUAGUGGCCCCUACGGGAUGUUUCCUGUACAAGUAGCUAUGGGCCAGGGACACAAUGUAUGGGAGCCUUUUGAGAUAAAGCAGAUUAGAGAACUUAAAAAUGCAGUUACAACCUUUGGGCCGACUGCGCCUUACACCAUUGCCAUGCUGGAGAAUCUGUCUUCUGGGCCCCUCACCCCCGCGGACUGGAUUCAGCUGGCAAAGGCGUGUCUGCCCUCGGGCAGUUACCUGGAUUGGCGAGCCUGGUACGCAGAGUUCUCUGCAGAGCAGGCUGAGAGAAACGCCAAUCGGGGAAACCGGGGGUGGAACAAGGAAAUGCUUAUGGGAGAAGGUCGGCACGCUGAUGACCAAACCCAGUUCCCCGGCGCUGUCUAUGAACAAAUCAAUGCCAUAGGGCUCCGCGCCUGGAAACAGGUAAGUGGUGCCGGAACAGCCUCCUUGUGUCUUUCAAAAAUAAUUCAGGGUACCACAGAGCCAUUUGUUGACUUUGUGGCCCGAAUGCAAGAUGCUGCCGAUAAGAUAUUUCCUGAUCCGGGAGUGGCUCAACCGCUGGUAAGACAGCUGAUUUUUGAGCAAUGUACAAAGGAGUGCAAGGCAGCGAUAGCUCCUCAUAAGAACAAGGACCUCAACGCCUGGAUUAGGAUAUGCAGAGAGAUAGGGGGGCCGCUCUCCAACUCGGGAGUGGCUGCUCUCCUGGCCGCGGCUGUACAGCAGAGGGGACCUCGCGGGUUAGAAGGGGAAUGUAAGGCUAAAGGGUGUUUUGCCUGCGGGGAGCCAGGACACAUUAAACGUCAUUGCCCAAACAAUGCAGAUGCUAGGCCUCGCCCUAGGAAUGAAGAACCAUAUGUUUGUGGGCGAUGCAAAAAGGGAUCACACAAAGCUGAGGAGUGUAGGUCGGUCUUUGAUGCUCAGGGCAACCGUAUUUGUGGACAAGAUGCUAGAGAGCCAAAAAACGGCCAGAGGGGGCCCCCUUCACAGGCGGGCCCCCGCCCCAGAGACAGGACAGCUCAGGGUGGCAGCCUUCAACAAGGGCCACCCCUGGGUCAGCAGGUGUGGACCUCAGUGUCGCCUCCAGACUUAUACAGAAGGUCACCAUUAGGACGGGUGGCGUUAGGACCCUAA
This is a messenger RNA of Cavia porcellus (domestic guinea pig), 3898 nucleotides long. RefSeq names its product endogenous retrovirus group K member 24 Gag polyprotein-like. The transcript has 2 exons. Gene Ontology annotation, biological process: viral process. The coding region runs from base 2222 to 3898 and encodes 558 amino acids. Gene Ontology annotation, molecular function: nucleic acid binding; zinc ion binding. The record is from RefSeq and is a predicted model, not a curated record. Lineage: Eukaryota; Metazoa; Chordata; Mammalia; Rodentia; Caviidae.